Rhipicephalus sanguineus (brown dog tick) is the source of this 3626-nucleotide messenger RNA. Its product is annotated as integral membrane protein GPR155-like. Gene Ontology annotation, biological process: intracellular signal transduction; transmembrane transport. The record is from RefSeq and is a predicted model, not a curated record. Gene Ontology annotation, cellular component: membrane. NCBI's taxonomy places the organism in Eukaryota, Metazoa, Arthropoda, Arachnida, Ixodida, Ixodidae.
CUGCGGAGAAUGCCAGUGCGCUGAUGUGCUUACGUGAUCCACGGUGGACCCGUGAUGGCGGCGCCCGUUUCAGCUGGGGCGCCGGCGCUAUCGCCUGGAAACAACAACACGUCGCUAAUAACAACCAGCUAAUCGGGCUUUAGCUAAUCCCCGACCGGCUUAGCGCGUGACCGCGUAAUCGACGGUGCAGCGGACUUUCGACCCAAUCUGCGCGUGUGUCAGCACGAGCAACUCCAAAUCCACGCUCAGAAGAAGCAAGUUUCGGUGUGUGCGUGUGAUCUCGUUCGCUCGCUCGCCGGUAUGGAGUCGUCCACGCCGGCUUCGGCGAUUUCCUCCGCGACAUCCGCACCCGGAGACGGUAACGUCAUCUACAGCGAACUGCUGCCCGUGCUGAUCCAGUGCUUCGCGAUCAUCCUAUUGGGCUACUUUUCCGGGCGCGCGGGCCUCAUAGGGCCCGCCGAGACCCGCAGCCUUAACGUGUUCGUCUCCUAUUUCUCGCUGCCGGCGACCGCCUUCAAGUCGCUAGCCGUCAUCGCAUUGGGCGAGGUCAACUGGCGCUUCCUCGCAGCCGUGGCGAUCGGAAAGUGCAUCGUCUUCGCCGUCGUAUUCGCCGUCACGCUGGCGCUCCUGUCCCGGCAGCCGGCGAGCUUCGCCAAGGCCGGACUGUACGCGAUCGCCUCGUCGCAGAGCAACGACUUCGGACUCGGAUACCCGCUCAUCGUGCACCUCUACGACAAGGUACAGCCCACGUUCAGCCACUACCUCUACCUGGUCGCGCCCGUACAGCUGGCCUUCCUGAACCCCAUCGGGUUCGUCAUGAUGGAGUACGGACGCCCGCGUCAAGACAGCGGUAGGUCCGGAACGCGAAGCCGCAUUCUCUCCACCCUGAAGGGCAUCGUCAAGAACCCGGUGGUCAUAGCGCCGGCACUGGGCAUCGUCUGGAACGUGAGCACGUCUAACGCUCCCCUACCGUCGGUGAUCGAGCGGAUCUGCGACUCCUUCGCGGACGCCUUCAUCGCCGCUGCUCUCUACCUGCUAGGCCUGAGCAUGGUCGGCAAGGUGGGCAGCAUGGGCAAGUACGCCGCCCUCACCCCGGCCCUCCUGGUGACCGUCAAGAUCGUCGUCUGCCCGCUGGUAAUCCGCGAGCUGGUCAACCUGCUCAACGUCGCCGACAACGAGCGAGACAUGAAGGACUUCGGAAACUUCGGCUUCCUUUACGGCAUGAUACCCAUGGCGCCCAGCGUGUUCAUCUUCGCCACCCAGUACGACCUGCCGACGGCCGCCGUAUCCACGGGCAUGGUGUUCGGCACCUUCCUCUCGGCGCCUCUCAUCUUCAUCACGGCAACCGUGAGUCAGAUCAAGAAGCGCAGCCUCAAGGACUUCGCCGUGACCAUAGGCCAGACCAUGGUCACCUCCAGCGCCAUCAGCACCGCCUGCUGCCUGUGGCUUCUGGUAGUGCUCUUCCGCAGACGACACAGCGUGACGCACGGUGUCACUACCUGCUUAGUAAUCUGCCAGCUCGCCACGGCCCUGGGUGGUCUGUGGGCCGCCACGAGCAUCGACAAUCCUUUGUCGCCCGUGGCGUACACGCAGUCGGUGCUGUCCAUAGCCGGAAUCUUCGCCGCUCGCAUCUGGACCGCGAUCCUGGCAGGCGUGCUAGCCCUGCUGCACUGGCGCUCGCUCUGCUACGUGCUCAGGCUCAAGUGGCUCAUUGCGGUAGCCGGGUUCGGAUCCUCCGUCCUGGUGGCACUCUCGCUCUGCCUGACUAUUCCGAAGAGGGGAUCCCGGCUCGGCGACACCGACCCGAACUUCCAGUUCGGUGACAUACAGGCAGUCGUGGCGGUCACCGUUCUCCUCACCAGCCUCCUCUUCACGGUGGUGAGCCUCAUCGUUCAGCACAGGUUCCGGCUGAGAAUGAGGGACUACAUGCCCAUCGGAGGCGGCAGCGAUGACGACGAACGAAACACUUCACCUCACUCCGACCACAGCCACGACCACAGUCCUCUGAUUCGACCAUCAAGCUCUCAGGCACAUGCCUCUGUCGCACGAGAAGGAGCGAGCCAAAGUCCCGGGUGCACGGGAGACUGCGAGGACUGCGACAACUGCUCGGAUCACGAAGAGCGCGACAGCACUGUUCCGGAUCUCGAAGACCUCGUCAGCAGCCCGAAACCGAAGCGGAACGUUCGGAGGCUGCCCAAAUCCUCAAAGUCAGCCAAUCCCUCCACGGCGUUGUCGGCGUCGGUGAACUCGAGGAGGCUGGAAUUCCACGUGUCGCCCUCGCAGCAAGUUCCAAGCACGUCUUUCGACCAGCUCUGCGGACCACUGUUCAGCUGUGACAAGCAGCAAGUUCGGCAGUGCAUGGGCCUCGUCGGCACGUACAACCAGCAGACCGCCAUUCGGGUACAGAAUGCGGACGAAGUCCUUGACCUAGACAGCGCCCCUCAAGUCGAAGAUGACGUCCAUCAAGUGUUCAGACACACCUUGCUCUGUCUCUUGCUCAGCGUCUCCAUGGUCAUCGGACUGGCAGUCUCGCUUUGGCAGCUUCUUAUCUACGACACCCCGACAGGAAUCUUGGUAGAGCUAGAGUUCCUGGACAUAAUAAUGAAUUACGGACAGGGAAUGCUGACGUUCCUCGUGUUCGGACUCGACGCCAACUGGCUCCUCCGGUCAUUGACCAACGCAUGGUACUUCGUCACAUGCCGGCGGCAGAGGCCGAGGGGUGCGGCCACCCUCGUGCUACCGAGGUUCGAAGACCUGUCUCCCGAGACCCGUCAGAUAUGCACACAGUUCCAAGUCUACCACAGGGACGCCUGCAUCACGGACAUCUGUCGUUCACGCCCCGGCCUCGAUGGCACCGAGCUCCACCUCGCCUUCGUGGGCAAGGACCUCGUCGACUGGCUGAUAGCCGUCGGACUGUGCCACGAUCGAGUGCAGGCCGCCCGAUACGGCAAGGCGCUGCUCGAAGGCCGGGUGAUAGCGCACGCAACCGGACGGCACCACUUCUGCGAUGAGCUAUACACUUACACGUUCCUGCCUUCGCACGAGAUGGAUGUUUCUUCGUGAAGCCGUGUGGUGUGCAUGGAACGUUUCUUGUAAGACGUGCGAUGACGUGUUUUAUCAAAACUGUUCGUGCGCACGAAAGACUUAACGCACUGUGCCCUCACGAGUGCACCUGUGGACCUAAGGACUAAACUGCGCACAAUUUGGUGUUGGACCAACGCCUAGAGCGAGCAAUGGUGGAAAGAGCUAUUCCCUAUGUUCUCAUACGACGGAGCUCAUCAUGCUUCGAAAUCUCCUUACUCGGCAGAAAUGAUGAAUGCGAAUACAGCCGAGAGAACUUGUGUUCUAAUUUAAGUGUUUGUAAAGUGCCGUUGUGUGUUGUGUAAAUAGUUAUGAAAACUUUAGUUUAAGAAGCUCGAAAGAAGACUUAUAGUGAGCACGAAAGCCAAAGAACCAGAUUGUUAGGCUCGAUUAUCCUUGCGAAUUUAUAACACCGCAUAGUGCGAUUCAAUAGCAGCUUAUAUAGUGCCUUCUAAACAAUUUCUUCCACGUCCAUAGCACAAGCCCGUAGCUACAGAUAUGGAAUAAAAUGUACCUGAAGUAUGCCGACUACUGACUCGUCAUUA